GUAGAGUAAAAAUAAGUACAGUACAGUCCAAACAACUCCCAACGAGUCGCGAAUGGAUCUGGCUGGAAAUGUGGGACUGGGGAGGGACGGGUGACGGGUGAUGCACACAGACUGUCAUUCCGACCGAAUUCCGAAUUCCGAUUCCCGAUUCCCCAAUCAUGCGGAGCCCGCGUGUGGUGCUCCAAGAUACACCCCCCGCGACGUCCGCACUUAGGGUUUCGUUCGUUUCGAUGUGUGUGAUCUCAGCGACGGCAGGACCCUCUCGCGCCAGCUGGCGGAAGAGCCCUCUUGCGCCAGCUGGCGCCAGCGACGGAUCAUCGUGAUUGCAUCGUGCGCCAGCUGGCGCAUCAACAGCGCCACCCGGGCAGAGAUCUAGUAUAAAAUUCGUUCGGUAAAACCGCAUUUCGUAGUAGGAGAGGAACCGCGACUCCGCGGGCAAUGCUGCGAUGCAUGAUCGCUGCCCCCAGCGGGCUCCGGCUUCCCCACUGGAAAGGGGCGCGCAGUCACUCCCGCCGCAGCAAUCGGCGGUCAACGCAGUCAACGCGGCGGUCAACGCGCAGCACUCGGCCAACGCAUUCAACGCGGCCGUUAAUCGUGCACAACAGUCGCCGGUCAACGCGCAGCAGUCGGUCGAUGCAGUCAACGCGGCGGUCAACGCCUUCAACGCGGCCCAUGCCGCGCCGAGUUCACUAGGGGCAGGGAGCGGCGGGUACGGCUCGCUCGGAAUGCCGUACGAUCAGUUCCGCGACAUCCAGCGACUAUGGGAGUCGCAGGGGUCGCAACGUGCUGUGGCACAACAAGACGCCAGGACGAACAACGGUCUCCAGGGGCAAUCAACUGGGCCCUUUGGCGGAAAUAUCUCCGGGGGGGGGUUAUUCUCUCCGUCAGGGGGUAUGGUGGGCGGAAGGGGUGGCGGAAUGGCGGGGGUAGGCAGUGUUAGCGGAAGCAUUGGCGGAAUGCAGGGCGGAGUUUCCGCGUUUGCGCUGCCUGGCGGAUUAAGCGGGGCUCCAGGCGUGGGGGGCGGAAGAAUCUCCGGAGGUGCAGUAGCAGGGGGAGGGGGAGCGGGAGGAUCGUAUAACGGGGACAGGGCAACGAUAGGCGCAGGGAUGGCGGGGGGAAGGCUGGAGAGACUACUGGCGGAGGCGUUACUCGGGGGAGGGCCUUUCCAGAUGCUGGCAGGGGGAGGUGCUUUCCAGCACUCUACAGCUCCCCCGGUUUCACCUACAGGCAGGGAGGUGGGAUCUGGUGCAGGCGGCAACUUGGCGUUACUGGAGCUGCUGACAAUGUCAGGCCUGUCUAACAACCGCACAGUACCGAGCAGCACCGGGAGCGGCUACCAUAGUAGUGCUAACCCACUAAACAGCACUAACCUGACUUACGCUGGUACAGGGAACUCACCACAGUUUUUUGGCGGGCAGCCCGGGCAGGUGGCAACGAAUUCCGACUCCAGAACCCCGAAUCCCGGGCAGCAAGGAACAAGAGGCUGGCUUGGCCCUGCGGGGUUGGGGGGGUUGAACUUGGAGGGGGGGUCGGGGGAGGAGGAGGAUGGGGGGGAUGGUGGGCCUCGCACCAGCACCAACGCCAAAGGGCAGUGGAGCCCGGAGGAGGACGACAUUCUGAGGCGCCUGGUAGAGCGGGGAGGGGCGCGGCGCUGGUCCGCCAUUGCCGCGCACCUAAAGGGGCGCGCGGGGAAGCAGUGCCGCGAGCGGUGGCAUAACCACCUGAAGCUGGGAAUCAAGAAGGACGCGUGGACGGAGGAGGAGGAGGAGACGUUGAUUGAGGCGCAUAAAAGGGUGGGGAACAAGUGGGCGGAGAUUGCGAAACUGCUCCCCGGGAGGACGGAUAACAACGUGAAAAACCACUGGAACUCCACUGUGCGGCGAAAGGAAGACGUGGGGAGGUGCGGGGGGAAGGCGAGGGCAGGGGAAAGGGAACCACCAGCUGGGGAAGCCGUAGUGGGGGUUGGGCACUUGGGAUCGACGGCAGACGAGAGAAAGGCAGGAGGGAAGGGAGAAGGAGAGGAGAGGCCAGGAGAGACGGUGAUUGGGGAGAAGGAAAGGGGGGAGCGGAUGGAGUUGGGAGGUAGGGGAGGAGAAGGGUCAACGGUGGGUGCAGCAGCAGCAGCAGCAGCAGCACAGGGGGGCGGCAAUGGCGUAGGGGAAGGCAACGAUGCUGCUAGGGGGGGGUCAGAAGGGAGGAGGGAGGUGAGGCGGUGUCAAGUGGAGGGAGAGAGGGGGACGCGGAUGGAAGAAGAGGAGCGACCUGUAGGGGAGCGGACAGCUGAGGGGUCAAAAUCAAAAUAUGGCGGGAAGAAGGAAGGGAAGGAGAGACGCGAGAGGAGGAGAGCAGGAGGAAGGACAACCAAGGGCGGGGACACAGGUGAAACGGCGGCAGAAGAUACCGCCAUGGAGAUCGAUACUGACCGUGUCAUCUCCCGCAGUAGCAGCCUUCCCCGGUGGGGCUCAUCAGCCGCAGAAGGGGCAGCAGAUGCAGCAAAAGCAACAGCUAGAGCAGCAGACACGGCAGCAGCACAACCAGCGUCAGCUAGAGCCAAAUCCGCAGCUGCAUCUUCCACACUUUCCCAUUCCUCAAGCGACCUUCCGCUCUCCCCUCCCCCCUCCCGUCUCCCCCGCAAAGCGUUCUCCCUCCCCCGCGCCCCCCCCUCCCGCCUGUCCUCCUGGCCCCCUUCCCGCUCCCUCCCCACAGCCACUGCCACCACUGCUGCUGCUGUUGCCUCUGCCGCUGCUGCUGCUGCUGCAACAGCUACUGCUGCUGGGGCGAACGUAUCUACUCUGUCAAACAGAGUAUCUGGCGUGGCUACGGCAGGGGAGAGGGACAGGGAGACAAGCGCAUGGCUACAGCACGUCCCUGUGGUUGACCCUGGGAGGCAGCAGCCAAUCGAGGGAUACACCUCUUUGGGGCAGGCGCCUUCAGCCCAAGCCUCUCUAGGACAAUCGGCGCUAGGAGGAGGAGGAUUGUCUGCGGGGCAACUAUCGCUAGGCCAAUCCUUGGGUGAUCAGCGGGAUUUGGCGAGGGCUAUGCUACAGCUGGACGCGCUUUCCUCAGCAGGCCUCCUCAUGGGCCUCCCUGCCGCUGCUACCGCUGCUGCCGCUGCCGCUGCUGCUGCUGCUGCACCGCCCUCCGCUCCCUCUGCUGCUCCUUGUUACUCUGCUCCCACUCGCGCCCCCUCUCCCUCCCCCUCUACUGUCUCCUCUCCCCGAUCCGCCCCUUCUUCUCGCCCUCCGCUUCCUCCCUUUCCUGCCUCAGCACCGCACUCCACUGCAUUCCAUCGCUCUUUCUCCACUCCUCAUGGCAACAACCCCAGUUUCUCCCACACCCCAUCAACUCUCCCCAAUCCAUCCCCCAUUCCCUCCUUCCAGCCUCUUAGUCCCUACCUACACUCCUCCUCCUCCCUUCCUCUCUCCAAUCCUCCCUCCUCCCUUCCUCUCCCCUCCUCCUCUUCUGCACUCGCCAGUCACCCCCUCCCUUGCCUCUCUCGCUUCGCCACUGUGUCUGCCUCCGACCAAUCAGCAGCCGGCGCCUUGGCCGGCCGGGCAGCUGAAAUUGCGAGUGGAGUGCAAAACCUUUUUGAUGCUCUCAUGCGCUCCGAGAUCCUCCCCGCCUCCCCCUCUCCUUCACUCACGCUUCAGCCAUCUACUUCCGAAGGGGCUCAUAGAUCCACACAAAUGCCCCAAUACUCACACGCCCCCCUCUUCUCCUCACAGCCCCCCCUCUUCUCCUCCCUUUCCCUACCCCUGUCCUCCUCUGCCUCUCUAUCUGGGGCAAGGAGGCCAGGAGCAGCAGGAGGGGAGGUAAGGGCGUCCAGUGUUCCGACCGGGGGACACAGAGUGGGAGGCGGUUUGUGGGUUGGCACCAGUGGCAGCACCAGCUGUGGCAGUAGUGCUGCUGCUGCUGCUGCCUGUGCUGGUGGGGAUGCGGCUGCUUCUGGCAAUACUGGCAGCGCUCUCGUCAUCGGGACAGGGGGCGUGUUGCUUCCUUCUCCACCGCUCCAGCAAACUCGUACUCCUCCUUUUCCUCCUGCAUCCGCCGCCGAUGGCGCUGAUAGCGGUGCUGCUGCUUUUGCUGGUGGUGGUAAUCCCGGCACGGCAGCAGGGAGAGGAGGUACCUUUGUUCACCUGCCCGAUUCCUCUCAGCUGCCUGAUUCCCCUCAGCUGCCCGAUUCCUCUCAGCUGCCCGAUUCCUCUCAGCUGCCCGAUUCCUCUCAGCUGCCCGGUUUUUCUCAGCUGCCCGGCUUUUCUCAGCUGCCUGAUUCCUCUCAGCUGCCCGAUUUCUCCCAGCUUCCGAAAUUCUUGACACAAGAGCAACUGGCUCUACUGAAAAAGUGGCUCGAGGGGGGUGGUAGCGGCAUUGGCAUGCAAGGCCAGGGGGGAUCAAAGGUGACUACUGGUGCACCUGGUGACUUGGGCACGACUUGUGACCUGAUUCAGAAGCCAGCAGAGGGGUUUUCUGCCGCUGCAGCAGUGGGACCUUCUGCGGCUGCAGCUGGCGCCCCAGAGGGGACCCUCAGAGCUCCUCAGGACACAACGGGGAUAGGGGCAGGGUGCUUUCGGACUCCUCGAGGCAGACCGGCGGUAUCAGCUACAGGGCAGGGCGCUACAGCCGUUACUGCACCUGAUUUUGUGUCGACUCAAAGACAGACUCCUCGAGACAGGCUGGCAGCUUCAGCUAGAGGGCAGGGCGCUACAGCCGUGAGUGCACCUGAUGCCUUAGGGGAUUGUUUCAAGGUUCUUCAAGACACAGCAGGGAAGGGGGCAGAGAGCUUUCGGACCCCUCAGGACAGACUGGCGGCUUCUGCCGCUGCUGCUGCGGGUGAGGAGGUUCAAAGCGAGGAGCGAAGCGAGGUCCAAAAUCUGCAGCGCAGUGAGCUAGAGAAGGGGUCCCAGAAAUGCCAGCAGCAGCAGCUGCAGCAGCGGCCGCAGCCGCAGCAGCAGCAGCAGCCGCAGCCGCAGCCGCAGCCUCAGGAGGAGGAGGAGGAGCGGGAGCAAGAGCAGCAGGAACGAGGGGAAGCAGCAGCAGCUACUGCAAUGGAUGUUGACGAUGCAGCAAAGCCUGGCACGUGUGGUGGAGAGAGCGAUGCCAACGAGAACGAGAGCGCGAACGGGGGAGGUGGUGUUGAGAGUUCGAGGGCAGUGCGACCGGCAGAGAAGGAACAGGCAAGGACGGAGCAGGAAGCAGGGAGCAGAGCAGUGAGGGGCGGAGGUGGGGCCGUGAAGGGAGGGGGGCCCAUGGAGGGUGGUGGGGGCAGGGAGGACGGUGGGGGCAUGCAGGGAGUCAGGAACCCUGUUGCUCGUCGAAGCUCCAGCGAUGAUGGCAGGCCAGGUUCGGAAACAGGUUUGGAGAGGAGAUCCCCUCGCCCGGAGCAGCUGCUGGUGGUUCGGCGAUGGAAUUCCGGGAGAAUAGGCAGUGGAACGGAAAGGGGGAGCUUGAGCAGCUGUCGAUCUGGAACGUUGAUUUCAAAGAAGCGGCCAAUCACAAGCGUUGAUCCGAGCACCCCUAGUCCGCAGCAUCAGAGGGAGCUGAAUCAGCAGCAGGUGAAACCACACAUAUCACAACUGUACCAUCAACAUGAGCAGCAGCAGCAGCAGCAGCAACACCAACAGCAGCAGCAGCAGCAGCCGCAGCAGCAGCAGCAGCAGCAGCAGCAGCAGCAGCAGCAGCAGCAGCAGCAGCAGCAACACCAACAGCAGCAGCAGCCGCAGCAGCAACAGCAACACCAACAGCAGCAGCAGCAGAAACAGCAGCAGCAGCAGCAGCAGCAGCAGCAGCAGCUGCUGCAUGAAAAGGCCCAACAAAGCGAAAACCAGGACGCCCCACCUUCAAGACCCAUGCGCAGCCGUCCCAUGCUCAGGCGAAGCGUGGCAGGGCCCCUACCAGGCGCGCCUGUAGCAGUCAUCGACGGCACAAUCCAAUUGGUCGGCGAUCUCUCUCUCUCUCUCGACUCCUGCGGUAACUUCCCUCCUCCCUCCUCCAUCUCCACUUCCUCCUCCCCUCACCCGCUCUCCACCUCGGCUCCCUUCCCCACCCGCGGUGCCGCCCCCCUCUCUUCCAACCCCCUCGUUUUGUCUGCAUCGCCCCAUCCCAGCCCGUCCCCUGGCGCGGCGGCUCGGCCUUGGGGUAUGAAGUCACCAUUACCAGGUGAAGCACCUCAAGAGCCGUCUCCCAAGGUGGCAGCUCGGCCUUGGGGUAUGAAGUCACCAUUGCCGGGCGAGGCGGUUCAAGAACCGUCUCCUGGAGCGGCGGCUCGGCCUUGGGGCGUGAAGUCACCAUUACCGGGUGAAUCACAAAAACCUACAUCGGCGUUUAAAGCACCUCUGGAGCCGUCUCCCGGUGUUGCCGCCCAGGCUUGGGGCAUGAAGUCACCCUUACCAGGUGAGUCCAAGGAUGCUGCAGUGCCUUCAUCCUGGAGUGAAGCUCUCAAAGCUAAAGCAGGUCUUGCAAAGGCAGCAGGGCCUGCGUUGCCUAUGGAUCAGCCCAGGCUAGACUUGAUGGGGGAAGGUGGUGAUAGCACGCCGCAGGGAGCAGAAGGAGCAGAAGGAGCAGCAUCGCCAGCUGCUGUUCGUGCAGAAUCAGCAGUAGCAGCUGAAGUUUCUCUCGAGUCGAGUCAAAAGUCGCCUGCAGGAGUAGCGGCAACAGCCUGGGGUGCAGAUGGUGUGGCACGGAGAGAGGCAGCAGCUGUCGCACAGGUGGUUAGGCAGGAGGUCGAAACGGCUGCUGCUGCUGCUGCUGCUGGAGGAACAGGAGAAGGGGGGAGAGUCUUAGCAGAGGGGGGCACGGCACUCGAUGGUGCCAUAGGAAGGUCAAACAGCUUGGCCCGUAGAGAGGGAGCAACGCCAGCACUAGCAAGACCGCCAGCACUAGCACCAGCUCCUCCAUCUGUGUACCACGUGAGCCCAGCCAGUCCAGCCAAGCGCACCCUCCGGCACAGCCAGUCAGCUCGCCUUCCUCCUCAGGACCGCCCACGAUUCUCCCCUUUCCUCCGGAGCUCCAGCUUCGGCUGCCGGACCGGAGCACCAGGUUCGACCCAAGACGGAACGGGAGCAAGGUUGGAAGAUUCGGGUUUGGGAGCGGGAAAUAACGGGGCUCAACCAAACCCGUUGGAGGGGUCAAAGGUUGAAGGGACAAGGGAAGCUGUGUGGUCCAAGUGGUCCGGCCGAGAAUGGAGUGGGAGAGGAGGGGGGGGUCAGCUUGCGAGCGUGAGCGAAAACAAUACGAAUCAGGCCAUUGUGAAUGAGAGAGACGUUAUUCACUAUGGAGCAAGAGACGGUGAGGCCUCGGGAGGCAAUGCGGGGGAUGGCGGUGGUGCAGCUGGUGCUGGACUCGCUGCUUCUCUUGGUGUGUCUGUGAGUGGCGGAUGUGGUAUUGAGGAUGAGUGCGGAGGAGAGGGCAGAGGGUGGAGGGACCUGGCGGCACUUAUGCAAGCGCAGGAGGAACAGCAGCUGGAUGGGCAAGGGCAGCAUCUACGGCACGGGCAGCAGGAUAGUCAGCAGCAGCAGCAGCAGCAGCAGCAGCUGGAGGAGCAGCAGGAGGAGGAGGAAGAGGAGGAGGAGGGGCAGGAAGAGGAGGAGCGGGCACCAUCAGCAGCACCACAACAGCAGCAGGAGGUGCCAGAGCAGGAGGUGCCAGAGCAUGAGGUGCAGGCACAUCACGAGGUGUAUGAGUACAUGGGCGUGCAGUCAAGCCUCUCCGUUUUCACCAUCAGCCGCAGCAGCAGCAGCAAGCUGUGCGAGCCACCCUCUAAUCCCCCUGCCCAGCCACCCUCUGCCUUGCUCCAUGAUUUCGACCCGCAGCAGCUUGUUGCAGCAGCAUCUGAAACGCCCGAACUGGCCCCACAACCAACAGACGCAGCAAUGGCAGAAGGCCUGUCGGUAGCAGAUGGCUCAGCAGCAGCAGCAGUGGCAGAGCCUAUUGCACCUCUUCACGAGGCAACGAUUGGACCCAUGAGUACACCUGUUGAACAUGACCCAGAGGCUAUGGCUCAUGGCGCAUCCCGCAAUGGUCCUGAUGUGGCAGCCGGACCCACACCUUGCUCUGCUGCACUGGCUGCUUCUCCUGCUGCUGCUUCUUCUGCUUCUUUAGCGCCCUCACCCAUCGCAGCAUCUCCAGGCACAGACACUACGCCCAACACCACCAAUGCAGCCUCAUUCGGUGUUGCUUCUCCCGUGGCUACCUCAGCCUCGGCUGCCUCUGUUCCCCGUGCCUCACCAUUCGGCCCAAGUCCCACUGGUCUCUUUGCUUCGCAGUGGACUCUCCCCGACCUUCCCCACAACACUUACGCAAACCAGCACAUCCCAGCCGUUCCGAACCUUCCAGACGUGCUGCCGAACCUCCCGAAUGGCCCACCGAACCUUCCGAACGUACCUGACUUCACUCAUCCUUCCAUGUCUGACCUUGUAGCAGGGUGGUUUUCAGGUGCCAGUCCAGGUGUGACUAUGCAGCAAUGGGGCUCUAUGGGAGGGUUAGGCACAGGGAUAGGAGCAAGCCCAGGUGUGACUGUACAGCAGUGGGGCAGUAUAGGAGGGGUAGGCUCAGGCAUCGGAGCCAGUCCGAGUGUGACUAUACAGCAGUGGAGCUCAAUGGGAGGGAUGCGCCCAGGAGUAGCAGCCAGCCCAGGUGUGACUAUAACGCAGUGGGGCUCGAUUGCAGGUGCCAGCCCAGGUGUGACUGUACAGCCAUGGGGCUCUACAGAAGGCGCAUCGGCAGUAAGGGCAGCAGCUGGGGCCGCUGGAGGGUCUGUUACUGCAGUGGCGGCAGGUGCCAGCCCAGGUGUGACUGUACAGCCAUGGGGCUCUAUUGAAGGGGCAGCAGGGCCAGGAGCAAGCCCCUCCGGAAUAAAUCAGCAGACUUGGAGCUCCACAACAGUACCUGCAGCAGCAGCAGCUGUUGCAGCAGCAGCAGCAGCUGUUGCAGCAGCAGCAGCAGCAACAAGUGGGGGAGCAGGUGCAGGAACAGGACCAGCAGCAAGGGGCAUAACACCAGCCACAGCGCCGGCAGCAGCAUCAGCCACCCUACCGGGUCUGGGGUUGUCUCUGGAGCAGCUGCUGCAGCAGGUGAAUCCAUCCUCGUUACAAGACGCGAGUUCGAUAAUAGACGCACUCAGCUUCCAAGCUUCUGUCGCCGCUUCAGCUGGACACCUCGGAUUUCCGUUCUCUACUGCCAGUAUGCCCACUUCACAAGGUCCAGCUGGUGGAGGUACCAUCUGUGCAGGUUCUACUGCUCCUGCACCAGCUGCCACCACUGCCCCUGCCGCUGCUGCUACUGCUGCAGCUUUCCCUGCUGCUAGCACUGCUAAUGCUGGAGGCAAUGGUUUUGCUAUGGAGGAAUCGGGUGCGGCUUGUGAGCCCAUGGAGCUGUAGACACAGUCGUAGACAUGGGCUGUAGCACCCCCUCUUAGUGGUGCAUGCCUUAUUGCAUCCUGAUCCCGUGCACCAGGACAUUCAAAUAUAUUUCCUGUGACAUGAUAUGCCAUGGCAUGUCGUGCCGGUGGCUCGACAUUGCAUUGCUUUCCUGUGCAUUGCUAGAGCGUAGUGAGUUGACUGUACCAUAGCCUCCGUUUGUGACUGUCUCACCCAUUGCUUGCAACACACGUUAAGGCACUGUCAGU
Closterium sp. NIES-67 is the source of this 9622-nucleotide messenger RNA. Lineage: Eukaryota; Viridiplantae; Streptophyta; Zygnematophyceae; Desmidiales; Closteriaceae. The record is from the annotation of a GenBank genome assembly.